AUGUCUCAAGAGAGUGCUGAAGGCACGCCUGCAGAUGUCUCCAGGGGAUCCAAUGCCAAAGACACAUCGCAUGAUGGGCCAAUGUUCGAUCAGAUUCCUGGCCUGCAGUCCUGGCGUCGAACCCUUAUCUUCAUCGGCCUCUGCUUCGGUCUCUUUCUCGCUCUGAUGGAUACCUCGAUCAUGGCUACGGCUGUUUACACCAUCUCGCUCGAAUUCAACUCGCUUGCCAGCACAUUCUGGGCCGUUAUCGCCUAUCAGCUUGCUUACUUGGGCUUUGCGACCAUUUUUGCGCGGCUUAGCGAUUUCAUCGGACGUCGAGGGGCUGUGAUACUUGCAUUCGUCCUUUUCGUUGGUUUCUCGCUGGGCGGAGGGUGGUCUCAGAAUAUCAACCAGCUGAUCGUGUUUCGCACAUUUCAGGGAAUUGGUGGCGCAGGAUUAUAUGCACUGGCACUUAUCAUUCUCAUUGAGGUCAGUACCGCCAGGCUUAUUACCUUGACUUCGACGUUCAUUGGCGGGACAAUUGCUAUCGCGGGUGUGUUGGGCCCUAUUGUGGGAGGUCUCUGCCUUGGGCGGACUUCGACAUUAUCGGGGCCUUCCUCUUGCUGGCUGCCUCGGUACUCGUGGUCUUUGGCAUUAAAGAAGGCGGAUCCGGAUCUUAUAUCCUGGUCGAGUGUUGUUGUGGUUGCCACUAUUGUUGUCGGCGUCAUUUGCUGGAUCUUUCUGUUUGCGUGGGAAUACUACAUCUACCAACAGCAGCUUGAAGGGAAGUGGACAAACGUCGCAUCUAUGUUCCCAUUUGAACUCGUUAUGCACCAACCUAUGUUCGCAGGUAUUAUCUCUACUAUGCUUACUGGAUUUACGUUCUUUCUCGUCAUCAUCUCGCUGCCUCUCCGCUUUCAGAUUGUCAACCUCAAAUCCCCUUCUGCUGCAGGAGUCCACUUACUUCCUCUUCUCUGCUCUUGUGGAUUUGGCUCUUUCUUGGGAGGCGCCAUCUCCAGCAAAAAGAACCUGACCUUCUACACGUUUAUAAGCGCGAGCUGUCUGAUAAUGAUUGGUGCUGGUCUACUUUCUACUCUCGGAUCGGGCAUCUCAAUCGAGGGCAAAUGCUAUGGAUUCCAAGUCAUUCUUGGGCUAGGCGUUGGAUUGACAUUUUCUAGCAUAUCCCUUAUGACGUCCGUUGAGACUCAACUCAAUACACAUUCCGUAACUCAAGGAAUUGUUGCCCAGGUUCGUGUCUUUGGCGGAUCAAUUGGUGUAGCAGCCAGUAAUGCUAUGUUUGCAGCUACCUCUACCACAGACCUAAAGGGGAUUUUGACCCCAGCACAAAUCUCGGAUUUGCAGACAGAUACUGGGGUAUUAUCCAUUCUAAACGAGGCUGAAAGAGAGGCGGUCCGGGUUACGUAUAAUAAAGCGUUCGAUAGUAGCAUGAGGAUAUGCCUUUAUUUUGCAGCGGCCAGUUUGGUAGUCAAUAUUUUCAUUUGGCAGAAGAACCCACCGGGACUUCGCCAGAAGAGCCAACUGGUGGACGAGGAAAAGUGA
Talaromyces atroroseus is the source of this 1539-nucleotide messenger RNA. RefSeq lists its product as hypothetical. Gene Ontology annotation, molecular function: transmembrane transporter activity. Gene Ontology annotation, biological process: transmembrane transport. The transcript is spliced from 2 exons. Bases 1 to 1539 code for a protein of 512 amino acids. NCBI's taxonomy places the organism in Eukaryota, Fungi, Ascomycota, Eurotiomycetes, Eurotiales, Trichocomaceae. The record is from RefSeq and is a predicted model, not a curated record.